Molecule: messenger RNA, 1911 nt
Organism: Oikopleura dioica
Lineage: Eukaryota; Metazoa; Chordata; Appendicularia; Copelata; Oikopleuridae
Source: the annotation of a GenBank genome assembly
AUGGGGGAAUUCGAGAUCGAAGUGUUUAUAGAGGCCGAGGAAGCCGGCUUCAGUCUCGUUAAAGAAUUCGACAUCGGUGAUGAGAUCAAUUGCGAUAACCGAAUGCACAUGCUUGACUCUUGCUCGCGCUUCGGUAAUGUCUUCGUCGGCAGAAAGUUUGGCUUCGAUCUAUUCAAGGUCACUGAGCUCGAGGCGAAGAAAGAGUCGCCAAAAGCGAUCGUGAAAGUUAACACGAAAGGGCAGCUUCAGUGGCUCGCUGUUUCUAGCUGUGGGUUGACACUGCUCGUGUCGACGAUCACUGACGGCAAAACGGAGAACAUCUUCUACGACGUGCGAUCAUUGAUGAAGGGAUCCAAUGGGUAUUUUGCGAAGCAAUCUCCUGCCACUUCCCCGUCCAAUGGCGCACUCUUGUCAGCGGCGUGGAAUCCCUCGAUCUCCGAGUUAAUCACCAUGGUCUACUCUUCCGGUGCUGUCGAAGUCCUCAAAGUGGAAGAUACAGUCUCCGUUCAUUCGUCUAGACCACCGAUGAAUGCUAAAUGCGUAGCUUGGUCUCCAAAAGGCAAACAAAUGGUGCUCGGCUUUGGUGACGGAACCUUGGCGCAAUUCACUCCUACUAUGGAAAUCAAGAAGAAAGUCAAUGCCUGCCCUUUGAUAAAUGGCAACGCAAAAGUGACUGAUAUUGUGUGGAUUUCGACUUACAAAUUCGGAGUCGCUUAUGCUGAUGACGCCAGCGACGCGGGUGCUAAUUUGUUUACUGUUCACUUGCCAGAGAAAGGAGAAAAACGCGAUCCGCUGUGGCGAUGCUUCGAAGAUCCCACAUUUGCCGCGGCGGCUAAACGAGAUUCGCAGAUGUAUCUGCCUCUUAUUGUUCCUUGGGGUAUGUUUGCGGUCACAAACUCUAACUCUGGAGAUUGCGCUCUGAUGGGAACGAAGAAUAGUGAGGUGCAGGUUUGGUCGCUUGCCGACGAAGCUAGAGCGGAGCUUCCUCUCAACGAAGACUCAGACGAGACAAGUUGCGUGAUUGGUGCAUGUUGGAACAUGAACUUCAAGGAUCCUCUGCAGAUUCUUUCGAAGCAACAAAAUGCUCCUUGUCUCUGGGUUCUCUCAAAUAGUGGAGUAUUGGUAGCUUUCCGUCUUUAUAACUUCCUGCCUAAUUUUCCUGAUCAAAAACAGCUUACUGACUCGAUCCCUGGCGGUGACAGAAAAACACUUGCAGUCGAGGAGGCAGUACCGCCAGCAAGAGUAUCUCUUCCUCUUCAGAGAACAUCAUCAGUUGCUCAGCCGAAUCUCGCAAAUAAAUCCGCCUUUGGAAAUAAUACCACACUCUUCGCGCCACCUUUAUCAUCGACUCCAGCGAUGGCUAAAAUUGAGCAGAAAACAAAGCCAAGUCCGCGAAGUUUUUCAAUCGUUAAGGAGCAGCCUUCGAGUGCAACUAUUUCUGAGACAACUUCAUCUUUUGGUAUCCCUAAACCCGCUUCAACAAGGCAAGCGGAACCAACAACAGCAUCUGUGGUUACCAAACCAUCUGUGAUGCCCACUCCAAAGGAGCCUUCGAGUGUGUUUACUCAAGAAGAUCUAGCUUCUCUUGUGAAUGAUUUUGAAAGGGAAAUGGAUCUUUACAAGCUCGAAAACGCCAAAACAGAUCUUUCUUUUUUCAACGAGGACGCGAAGAAAGAGCUCAAAACGAAAACAGACCAACUGAAAAAGUUUGCCUCCGUCGCCAAAAGUAAUUCUGAAGAAACUAUCGACGAAGUUCAACAUGUCAAACUUCGGUCAUUAGAGGGAUUUGCUUCUUAUGAGGCCGCGCACGAAGCGAGUAAAAGAGGACAUUCAAAGAAGAGAACAAGUAUUGCAAAUCUGUGUCACUAUGCCCGCUUCUUGCGAAGAAAGUGGAGUCUAUUCGCACAAUGA